AUGGACCCCACCAUGGAGCAAACCGGCCCCCACGAGCAGAGCGCCUUGGCCAUGCUGCUCCGCGGCAUCCUGGCUUUGUAUGCCCUGCACUUUUUCGGCAGCAUCAUUUACGGGGCCUACCUCGGCCCGCUAUCCAAAUACCCCGGACCGAAACUCAACGCAGCAACCGCAAUCCCCUUCUGGUACAACACGCUGCGCGGGCGUCAAACGACCUGGAUCCAAGGGCUGCACCGGCGCUACGGCACCGUAGUCCGGCUCUCGCCCCUCCGCCUGAGCUACAUCGACGCGCAGGCCUGGAAGGACAUCUACGGCCACCGCACGGGCGGGCGGAAAGCCACGGUCAAAGACCCAAAGUUCUACAACAAGCCCGUCAACGGCGUCAACUCGCUCGUCACCGAGCCCGACGACGACGAGCACGGCCGCGUGCGCAAGAUCUUCUCCAACGCCUUCUCGCACCGCGCGCUCAUCGAGCAGGAGGCGCAGAUCCGCACGUAUGUCGACCUGCUGAUCGCCAAGACGAGGGAGAACAUCGCGAACGGCGGCGGCGAUGCGAAGAAGGCGACGUUUGAUCUCGUCAAGCUCUACAACUUCACCACCUUCGACAUCAUGGCCGACCUGACCUUCGGCGAGCCCCUGCACCAGCUCGAGAGCUCCCAGUACUCGCCGUGGGUCUCUGCCAUCUUCGGCGGCUUCAAGGCCGGCGACAUGGCGCGCAUCACGCAGGAGUACCCGGUGCUGCGGUACGUGUACCGCACGCUGGUGCCGAAGAGGUUGCUCGAGAUGCGCAAGCAGCACUUCCAGCACGCCGUGGACCGUGUGGAGCGGAGGCUCGCUGCCGCGCCGCCGCCGGGCAAGGCGGAUAUUUGGGAGCUGGUGCUGCGGGAUGGCGGGAAGUUGGACGCGGAUAAGAUGCACUCGAAUGCGGCGCUGUUCAUGCUGGCGGGCACGGAGACGACGGCGACGCUUUUGAGCGGGCUGACGUGGUACUUGCUGCGGAAUCCGGAAAAGAUGAAGAAGCUUGUGGGUGAGAUUCGCGGGGCGUUUACGUCUGAGGAGGAGAUGAACCUGGUGAAUCUGCAGCAACUGAAGUACUUGGAUGCGUGCGUGCAUGAGGGAUUGAGGUUGUAUCCGCCGGUACCUAUUGGAGGGCCACGGCAGACUCCUGAGGGGGGUGCAGUGAUUUGUGGGAAGUGGGUGCCUGGUGGUACGACCGUGUUUGUCAGCCAGUACUCUGCUUAUCACUCUCCCCUCAACUUCCGCGACCCCGAUUCCCUCAUACCAGAGCGCUGGCUGGAUGGAACAGGGUUCGAAAAGGAUAGCAAAGACGUCUUGCAGCCCUUUUCGUUUGGGCCCCGCAACUGUCUCGGGAAAAACCUCGCAUAUCACGAGAUACGGCUGAUCUUGGCAAGGACACUGUGGGCCUUCGAUAUCGAGCUUUGUGAGGAGAGUCUGAACUGGAUCAAUCAGAAGUCGUGGACUUUGUGGGACAAGCCUCCGUUGAUGGCCCGGCUUAUCCCAGCCAAUAAAACAUAA
Molecule: messenger RNA, 1533 nt
Organism: Lasiodiplodia theobromae
Lineage: Eukaryota; Fungi; Ascomycota; Dothideomycetes; Botryosphaeriales; Botryosphaeriaceae
Product: Cytochrome p450
Exons: 4
Coding region: 1-1533 (510 amino acids)
Molecular function (GO): monooxygenase activity; heme binding; oxidoreductase activity, acting on paired donors, with incorporation or reduction of molecular oxygen
Source: RefSeq, a predicted model, not a curated record